AUGUCGUCCCAUUCUUCCGAGAGGACUCCGUCCGCCGCCGCCGGCGGUGCCUCUCCGGCGACCGGAAAUCCCCUAGCAGGAGCCCAUCACUUCAUCUCAAUGAAACUAACCUCUAGGAACUUCUUAUUUUGGAUAACUCAACUUCUCCCAUUCCUUAGAGGUCAAGAUCUUAUUGGCUUCGUUGAUGGCACUCACCCGUGUCCACCGGCAUUCAUCACCGAGUCCUCCGGCGGCUCUGGCUCCGGCGCCACCACUUCGGCUCCAUCAGUCCCGAACCCGGCACAUAAGGCCUGGGUUCUCCAGGAUCAGUCCAUUCUGAGCCUCCUCAUAUCAUCCAUGUCCGACGAGGUGUUGCACCUAGCGGUUGGUCGGAAUUCCGCCGCCGAAGUUUGGAGGUCGAUCUGUGCAGCUCUCGGGUCCAACACGCAGGCACGCUGCUUGAGCCUGCUCGGCCAAUUCCAGGCGCUCCAGCAAGGGGCGUCGACGCCGUGUGAUUAUCUCGGCAAGGCGGAGCUAUUGGUGGAAGCUCUUGCGCAGGCCGGGCAACCCAUGUCCUUGGCGGAGCAAAAUCUCUACGUCCUACGAGGCUUGAGGCCGGAGUACAGGGCGUAUGCAGCGUCUCUAACAGCCCACGCACCCGUAUCGCUCCCACACUUGGCGGAUCAUCUGCAAGCCGCCGACUUCAUUCUGGCGGACGACUUUGCAGAUGGAGCAGCGCCGACAGCGCUAUACGCAGGCCGUGGCAGUGGUGGCUCGGGACGUGGCGGUAGCGGAGGCAGUAACAACGCCGGUAAUGGAGGCCGGCAAUUCGGGUGGCGCGGCGGGCGUGACCGGAAUCGCGGCGGUGGUCGCAACCAACGGGUGUUCCACGGUGCCAAAUCUGUAGAACACAUGGACAUACUGCCGUUUAUUGCAACAAACGGUACACGACCCAACCACCGGCUCAAGCCCAUGUAG
Messenger RNA from Ipomoea nil (Japanese morning glory), 957 nucleotides. RefSeq lists its product as uncharacterized. The transcript has a single exon. Bases 1 to 957 code for a protein of 318 amino acids. The record is from RefSeq and is a predicted model, not a curated record. Lineage: Eukaryota; Viridiplantae; Streptophyta; Magnoliopsida; Solanales; Convolvulaceae.